UCUUGGAUCCAGCAGACUAGCACCGCUAUAUCCACUUUCGAGAUGGGAGGAUUGUAGUCUAACUUUGGUUUUAAAUUCAGCCGAAAACCAAGAGGAACGUUUCAGCUGGAACUUCGUGACUUGGAUUUUUUUACAGGAAGUUGAACAGCAAAAAUUGGUAGCAAAUUCUGAGACCGGUUUACGUGAACUCCCCCCUCCCCUCCCCUUUUCCUUGUCUGAACGUUGUGUGCAGUUUAUGGGGGCCUAUUAAGUGUUGCUGUUGAGUUAUCUACAUUUACAUUACGGACAUUUUUGUUUAAACUGAGCAGACCACUUGCUAAAAAGAGGUUAUGCCAUUUGAUCGGUCAACUUUAUGUGAAGAGUUGCCUUUUGCCAAUUGUUUUACGCGUGGACUGUAGCAUACCAAGCUACUGUGUAGUAAUGCGGUUCUUGAAUUUAUUUCAUUAAUCUGGACUCGGGGUACUUUCCGACCUCGGAUUUGGUCAGAAACUUGACUGUCUUGCCAUUGGUGUUGAUCGAAUCCAUGACCAUCAACAAUUGGAGUGUCGCUUUCCAACCAUUCAAGUAAGGUGCUGCAAAACCAAAUCGUGACUCAGAACCACUUUGGCUAUUCCGACAGUAAAAUGUCAACGAGAACACCACUACCUACCGUCAAUGAGCGUGACACUGAAAAUCACACCUCCCAUGGUGAUGGGCGCAGUGAGGUGCCCACGCGGGCAGGACGCUCGGGCGCCCGCUGCAGGAACUCCAUCGCCUCCUGUGCCGACGAGCAGCCGCACGUCGGCAACUACCGGCUGCUCAAGACCAUCGGCAAGGGUAACUUCGCCAAGGUCAAGCUCGCCCGACACAUCCUGACAGGGAGAGAGGUGGCCAUCAAAAUUAUCGACAAGACUCAGCUGAAUCCUACCAGUCUUCAGAAGCUCUUCAGGGAAGUCAGAAUAAUGAAGAUUCUCAACCAUCCAAAUAUUGUAAAGCUGUUUGAAGUCAUUGAGACGGAAAAGACCUUAUACCUGAUCAUGGAAUAUGCAAGUGGAGGGGAGGUCUUCGACUACCUCGUAGCACACGGAAGAAUGAAGGAGAAGGAGGCCAGGGCUAAAUUUAGACAGAUAGUGUCUGCCGUACAGUAUUGCCAUCAGAAGCGCAUCGUCCACAGAGAUUUGAAGGCAGAGAAUCUCCUCCUGGACGCCGACAUGAACAUCAAGAUCGCCGACUUCGGCUUCAGCAACGAGUUCACGGUGGGCAACAAGCUGGACACGUUCUGCGGCUCGCCGCCCUACGCCGCGCCCGAGCUCUUCCAGGGCAAGAAGUACGACGGGCCCGAGGUGGACGUCUGGAGCCUGGGCGUCAUCCUCUACACGCUCGUCAGCGGCUCGCUGCCCUUCGACGGACAGAACCUAAAGGAGCUGCGGGAGCGCGUUUUAAGAGGGAAGUAUCGGAUCCCGUUCUACAUGUCCACAGACUGCGAGAACCUCCUCAAGCGUUUCCUGGUGCUCAACCCAUCCAAGCGGGGGACACUCGAGCAAAUCAUGAAGGACCGGUGGAUCAACGCAGGGUGUGAGGAGGACGAGCUCAAGCCAUUUAUAGAGCCUGAGCUGGACAUCACCGAUCAGAAGAGAAUAGACAUUAUGGUGGGGAUGGGCUACUCGCGGGACGAGAUCAACGAGUCGCUGACGCGCAUGAAGUACGACGAGAUCACCGCCACUUAUCUGCUGCUGGGCAGGAAGUCCAGUGAGUUGGAGGCGAGUGACUCCAGCUCGAGCAGUAACCUCUCUCUGGCCAAGGCGCGGCCCAACAGCGAGCACAACAACGGCCAGUCGCCUUCGCACCUCAAGGUCCAGCGCAGCAUCUCCUCCAAUCAGAAACAGCGGCGCUACAGUGACCAGGCGGGUCCGGCCAUCCCGUCGGUGGGCCACCCCAAGCGCAGCCAGACCGCGGCGGCGGACGGCGAGCUGAAGGAGGAGGCGGCGGCGUCGGGCGCGCAGCCCCGCAAGUCCAGCUCCUCGGGCAGCCGCGGCGUGGCCCCGUCCAGCCUCCUGGGCAGCGCCAACAACCCCAACAAGGCCGACAUCCCCGACCGCAAGAAGGGCGCCGCUGCCCCCGGCAGCACGGUGACCAGCGGUAUGACCCGGAGAAACACCUAUGUGUGCAGCGAGCGGAAUGCAACUGACCGGCACUCAGUCAUCCAGAACGGCAAGGAGAACAGCACGGCGGCGUCUGGUCAGCGGGGUCACGGGGUGAGCGGCGGUGGCGCGGGCAGCGGUGCGUCCACGCACAGCGUCAGCAGCGGCGGCGGCGGCACCGGCAGCGGCGCCACCCCGCCGGACCGGCUGCGCUUCCCGCGCGGCACGGCCAGCCGCAGCACCUUCCACGGCGGGCAGCUGCGCGAGCGCCGCACCGCCACCUACAACGGGCCGCCCGCCUCGCCCACGCUCUCGCACGACGCCACGCCGCUCUCGCAGGCGCGCAGCCGCGGCUCCACCAACCUCUUCACCAAGCUCACCUCCAAGCUCACGCGCAGAAAUAUGUCAUUCAGGUUUACCAAAAGAGGGCCGGCAGAGUUUGAGAGGAAUGGGAGAUAUGAGGGUUCAAGUCGCAACGUGUCCGGAGAGAACAAGGAGGACGGCAAGGACAGCAAGCCCCGUUCGCUGCGCUUCACGUGGAGCAUGAAGACCACCUCGUCCAUGGACCCGGCCGACAUGAUGCGCGAGAUCCGCAAGGUGCUGGACGCCAACAACUGUGACUACGAGCAGCGCGAGCGCUUCCUGCUCCUCUGCGUGCACGGCGACGGCCACGCCGAGAGCCUCGUCCAGUGGGAGAUGGAGGUGUGCAAGCUCCCGCGCCUCUCGCUCAACGGCGUGCGCUUCAAGCGGAUAUCGGGGACGUCCAUCGCCUUCAAGAACAUCGCCUCCAAAAUCGCCAACGAGCUAAAGCUGUAAAAAAAACCUGGGAAACCCUAAUUGACAGGAGGGGGAGGGGGGGGGGGGAAUAAAAAAAGAAAUAACAGUGACGUACGUACAAAAACGAAACGAAACGAUACCAGAGAAAAUGUGAAAAAAAGCGACUAAAGGACUCAAGGCACACAAAAAACUAGCAUAAGCAAGCUGUACAUUGUUUAUGAACAAACAAAAAUGGUAGCAGAUACUGAAAAUAGCGCUCAAAAACACUUACAAAGUAUGUACCAGAAAAUAAUGUAUAGACUUAUGCCUUAGGCAAUAAUUUCCUGCAUCUUUCCAUUGUUGAUGUUAUUAUUAUUAUUAUUAUUGUUAUUAUUAUUAUUAAUUAUUAUUGAUGCGGCCGUUGGUGAUAUAAAAAAAAAGUGAGGAAUUUUUCUGUUGUUUUUCUUUUCUUUUUUUUUUUUUUUCUUAUUGUGCACUACUGCAUUAGUUGGCCUUUGUGGCCAUAGUCACCCACCAACCCACUCAGUCACUCCAAAACCUCAACAAAGGAAAAAAGUCGCUUCACACAAGAAAACAAAAGCAAAAAAAAAUAAACAACAACAACAAAAAAUGUCACAGAAAAAAAAAGAGGGGAACAUAAGCAGCGGCUCCACCCUUCCCCACGCUGCCCCCUGCUGGCCUGGUCCCAGGCCCCCGACACCCCCAGUCGGAGAAAUCGGCACAUAGCACGGCCCACACUACCCUACCCUUGACCCCUCAAGAGUUGGUCCAGGCAGGGUAGGACAGAGCCAUGAGUUGCACACACACACACACACACACACACUCUCGCGCUUACAUAUUUUCUUUGAUGUGAACAUAGUCUGUUUUCUUCCUGUUUGUUUUUGUUUUGUCUGUUUUUGUUUGUUUUGUUUUGUUUGGUCAUUUAUGUCUCGAUAUGGGUGAUGGUGGUGCUUUCUCAUCUAAAGGAACACCCUAUUUGCACCUAAAUGAGUGUACAAGCAGUCACCUCCACACACACACACACACACACACACACACACACACACACACACACACACACACACACACACACACACACACACACACACACACACACACACACACACACACACACACACACACACACACACACACACACACACACACACACACACACUCCCUGCUGAGUCACCCCUCAUCACACCUGCCCUGACCAAUGCAGCUGGUCAGUCCACAGCCUGUCAAAGGAGCAGUAGCCUCACUCCCAGGAGCACAAUGAAGUUGUUCCAGAGACGAGACGCUGAGCGGGAUGAGCACUCAAAGCCUCUCUCGGCUCUGCUGCGCACAUAGUGGGCCUCAGAAAACGAGAGGGAGCGGAAGAGUCUCGAUCCAGAAAAGUAAAGUGGAAGUGGCGACAUACUGUAUGUCAGAAGAGACGACACACACACACACACACACACAGAGAGAGAGAGAGAGAGAUGCACACACAAGCACGCUCACAGGAACGCACUUGCAAACACACAAGCAUUAAAAACUGGGGGACAAUGCUUUGUGCAGUGUCUCUUGACUUUGAGUCUAUACGGAGUUGGGUAAAUAAUAUAAUUAUUAAAGAGAAAGAGGGGAGAGAGGUUAGGAAGAUUUUCCUUCCUUAUGUAUUUUAAUUUCUUUGUUUAUAUAUAUGUGGACCUUACCAGAAUGCCCUCUGCUAGCUCUUGACCCCGCGAGGUCAGUGGUAUUGGCACAGUAAAUAGGUCAGAGGUCAAAGGUCGCCACAAACACAGCCAGAUCACCAGUAUUCACUCCAUACCCCUUCAUAUUCUAGCACUGUCAUUUUGUUUUUGUUUUUUGGUUUUUGUUUUUUGUUUUAUUUUACAGAUUAUGUUUUAUGUCUUAUUUCUGGUUGGAAUGUAAAUAAAUAAUGUGUAUUAGUUUGGCGACCACAGCAUCAUGAUGUACUUUUUUUUGUUUUUGUUUGUUUUUGGUUUUCUUUUCUUUUCUUUUUUAAGUCUGGCUUAUAGCCAGAAACAAACUUAAUGUAACUCAUCACAGGUUAAGGUUAAUCAGUGUCUCCAUUAAAACACUCUAAAAGCA
Sardina pilchardus (European sardine) is the source of this 4967-nucleotide messenger RNA. RefSeq names its product MAP/microtubule affinity-regulating kinase 3-like. Gene Ontology annotation, biological process: protein phosphorylation; intracellular signal transduction; microtubule cytoskeleton organization. Gene Ontology annotation, cellular component: cytoplasm. Lineage: Eukaryota; Metazoa; Chordata; Actinopteri; Clupeiformes; Clupeidae. Gene Ontology annotation, molecular function: protein serine/threonine kinase activity; tau-protein kinase activity; ATP binding. The record is from RefSeq and is a predicted model, not a curated record.